Molecule: messenger RNA, 857 nt
Organism: Fusarium redolens
Lineage: Eukaryota; Fungi; Ascomycota; Sordariomycetes; Hypocreales; Nectriaceae
Product: Cyanovirin-N
Exons: 4
Coding region: 321-758 (145 amino acids)
Source: RefSeq, a predicted model, not a curated record
GUCCUUCCAAUUGUUGCAAUUGGGCUAUCUCGCCGAAAAAUAAAUACACAUUAGGGCUAGUGCUUAUGUUUGCAUUUGCCUUUUUCUUACAUAUAGCUAGCCGUAAUGUAUUUACCUCAAGAUGCAUAUUGACCUCGAGAAAUAGAACCUAUUAAGCAGAAAUCUCGCAUCUUGUGACCCCGUCUCCUUAUUACAAUCUUGGCGCCCUUCUCCCUUAAUGCACGGGUAUAUAAGUAGCCUCUCGGACUUCGCAUAAUUUAACAAACCACAAUCAACAGUUCUCAACAUCUAGACUACCUACUACUUUCUAUCUUACCACUAUGAUUCGACCUACUCUUCUUGCUACUGCCAUCCUCGCUGGUCUCUCGACAGCAGCGCCAACCAGCACAGCCGACUUACCUCGCACAACCGGCGAGGCUCGCAGCCAGAGUGAGGUUAUUGGUAUACAGAGCUUUAUGGGAAGCUGUCAUUCCUGUUAUAAUUCAUGGAAUAUACUUACCUGCACAUGCCAUAAUGGCGAGGGGGAGUGGUUUAAGAGCAGUCUUAACCUUGACUCAUGUCUUGGGAACGCUGAUGGCUGGUUAAGGUGGCAGAGUGGUGGGAGGUUUUCUAUACUAUGCGACAGUUUCAAAUUGCAUUUACCAGACCACAAAUUUAGUGUUUCUUGUAGGACUAGUAGUGGAAAUUGGAUUCCAUCGUUUGUCAUGCUGAAUGAGAGAAUUCACAACAGUAAAGGAUAUCUGUGGUGCGGCGUUUAGAAGCUUUUUGUGACCUUUAAAGGACCCUAUCAGAUCUCUAUUCUAUUCUAUUACUCUCCUUUUCCUUAUUUAUUAUCGAGUGGAGUAAGGACUCCUGCC